Molecule: messenger RNA, 1932 nt
Organism: Diprion similis
Lineage: Eukaryota; Metazoa; Arthropoda; Insecta; Hymenoptera; Diprionidae
Product: arylsulfatase B
Exons: 8
Coding region: 169-1779 (536 amino acids)
Source: RefSeq, a predicted model, not a curated record
AUGCUAAAUAGUUGCGACAGUGCGCGUUAUAAAAUCACAGUGGGCGGUUCCGUAUUUUGAUUUAACAAUUAUUUUCAUCGGCAGAGAUAUUUCUUAAACAGUCGUUUGCUCUCUUUUCUUUAUUUGUUCAAUGUUAUAGAAUACACCGGUGUAAUCCACGAUCUCGCUAUGGAAUUACUAACAAUAUUAUUCGCCGUGGUCCCUGCAGUUUUUUCCAAAAAACCCAAUAUUGUGUUCAUUUUGGCGGAUGAUUUGGGUUGGAAUGACGUUGGUUUUCAUGGGUCUGGACAAAUUCCUACACCAAAUAUUGACGCUUUGGCUUAUUCAGGCCUCAUAUUGAACAAGUAUUACGUUUCCGCCAUCUGCACUCCUUCUAGAAGUGCCCUCAUGACUGGCAAACAUCCCAUUCACACGGGAAUGCAGCACACGGUACUCUACGGUGCUGAGCCCAGAGGUCUACCGCUAAACCAGAAGUUACUGCCCCAGUACCUCGGUGACCUUGGUUAUGCAAAUCACAUAGUUGGAAAGUGGCACUUGGGUUGCUACAAGAAGAAAUAUACGCCAACCUUCAGAGGCUUCCAAAGUCAUACAGGUUACUGGACAGGCCAUCAAGAUUAUAACGAUCAUACCGCUAUGGAGGGUGGUUAUUGGGGCCUUGACAUGAGACGUGGAAUGCAACCAGCAUGGGAUUUACAUGGACAGUAUUCAACAGAUAUCUUCACCAGAGAAGCUGUUUCCAUCAUCAAUGUUCACAACACUACGCAGCCUUUGUUUCUCUACAUUGCACACGCUGCGGUACAUUCAGGGAAUCCUUACAAUCCACUUCCUGCGCCUGACGAAAGAGUAGCUCGAUUCGAUUACAUAAAUAAUUAUCACAGAAGAAGAUUUGCAGCGAUGCUGAGCAAGCUUGAUGAUUCUGUAGGCGCUGUGGUUGAAGCGCUUCGUCAACGAGGCAUGUUGCACAAUAGUAUCAUAGUUUUCUCGACUGAUAACGGUGGUCCAGCGGCGGGCUUCAAUCUAAACGCAGCGUCGAACUGGCCAUUGAGAGGAGUGAAGAACACACUCUGGGAAGGUGGUGUACGAGGGACGGGUCUUCUGUGGUCUCCAUUACUAGAACGUCCCGGGCGAGUCUCAAACCAGCUUUUCCACAUAACUGACUGGUUACCGACGUUGUUAGCAGCCUCAGGUGGAGAUCUAUCACAGCUGAGUAUUGACGGAAUGAAUCUAUGGCCGGCCUUAAGGACUGGAUCCACGUCACCACGAACAGAGAUCCUCCACAACAUUGACGACGAGUAUGGAAAUUCAGCUAUCACAAUCGGUGAUUGGAAGCUUCUUCAAGGAACUACUUACAAUGGCGCCUGGGAUGAUUGGUAUGGACCUUCAGGUAGAGAGGAUGCUUAUAAUAUUGAUGUGGUCAUUGCAAGUAGAGCUGGUCAAGCUGUCGCAAGUGUGGGUCUUGUUAUAAUUGUACAAAGAGCUCGCGACAUUCGUGAAAAAGCGUCUGUGAGAUGUACUCCUAGGAACGUCACCUUGCCAGCCUGCAAACCACUUCAAGCUCCAUGCCUCUUCCGGAUUCAUGAAGAUCCGUGUGAAAAAAAUAACCUUGCUCGUGUGUAUCCAGACAUGGUCGCAACUCUACAAAGCCAGAUAAAGAAAUGGAACGCAACAGCGGUGACACCAGCAAAUCUUCCAUGGGAUCCGCGCGGUGAUCCAAUAUUUUGGGACCACACUUGGAACAAUUUCGGUGACUAUAGUGGCGCAACCACCAUUUUUGGCUAAUAUGUUUUUUAUAAGUGACGUGCUUCUUUUUCAUAAAAGUUUGAUACAUCAUUCAAACUGACGUGACAUUUCACGGAUAACUAUUCAAAUAAUUAGCUAAUUCAUAAUUUAUCCUUAAUGCCUUUCUCUUUCUAUGCUGGUUUGGUACGGCUA